Messenger RNA from Podospora pseudopauciseta, 225 nucleotides. RefSeq lists its product as uncharacterized. The record is from RefSeq and is a predicted model, not a curated record. Lineage: Eukaryota; Fungi; Ascomycota; Sordariomycetes; Sordariales; Podosporaceae. The transcript is spliced from 3 exons. The coding region runs from base 1 to 225 and encodes 74 amino acids.
AUGUUCCAAGACGUUCCCAGUUUCAUGAUAGCCGAACAGUCGUGGGGUAUUUUCUGCACUCAGCAUAGCCAGCCAUCAUCAGAUUCUUCGGAAGCUGGUCUCAGACAAGCUGUUGCUAUUCAGCGAGACCGUUACGCAAAGAAAAAGAAAAGAAUUUCUGCUGUGACACCACCAAUUCCCGGCAGUCUGGACCCAAGAGAGGUCCCUCGGGAAGCACCGACCUGA